Hypanus sabinus (Atlantic stingray) is the source of this 2030-nucleotide messenger RNA. RefSeq names its product ASPSCR1 tether for SLC2A4, UBX domain containing (gene aspscr1). NCBI's taxonomy places the organism in Eukaryota, Metazoa, Chordata, Chondrichthyes, Myliobatiformes, Dasyatidae. Gene Ontology annotation, molecular function: protein binding. Gene Ontology annotation, biological process: signal transduction. The coding region runs from base 55 to 1842 and encodes 595 amino acids. The record is from RefSeq and is a predicted model, not a curated record. The transcript has 17 exons.
CCCGACCAAUAAAGUUGUGCUUUGAACAAGCAGGAGGGGGGUUGCGUCACUGUGAUGGCGGCGAGCGGGGUGACUACAGUAACGGUGCUGGCCCCGAACGGGAGGCGGCAGCAGGUGAAGGUGGCGGCCGGCACCCCGCUGCUACAGGUUUUAGAAGAGGUGUGUAGAAAGCAAAAUUUGGAUCCUGAAGAAUAUACCCUCAAGUUCCAGAGAACACUUUUGGAUUUAUCACAGCAGUGGAGGUUUGCUAAUGUACCUAACAAUGCUAAGUUGGAGAUGGUUACAGCUACACGUCAACGUGUUGGUGGAGCAGAGAGCAAGGUCCGUAUUGCUUUGCAGCUGGAAGAUGGGUCCAGGCUUCAACAUCUCUUUCCAUCUGGAUUAACGCUGUGGGAUCUUCUUCAUCACUUUCCUCAGACCAGGAUUACUGAACAGCAGCUGUUGGAAUCUACUCCAGUCUGUGUUUCUAUGAGGGAUGAGAUAGCUGGAGAAAAUGCAUUAAGGAAAACAACCCUUAAAUCAAUUGGACUCACUGGUGGUAGUGCCAUAAUUAGGUAUGUUCUGAAGAAAUCCAUUGUGGAUGGACAAACUGAGCUUGCGGAUUUGGCAACCGUAUCUGACGAGCAGCCAGUGAAUAAACCCAACACUGUGUUGACUGAGGCCGUUGAUGUAUCUGUAGCUCAGUCUAUGGAUGAAUCUGGCACCAAUGGGUUGAUCACAGAAAUUAACUCAAAUGGAACUGUGGAAGUACUUGCAGAGCAAAAAGUCCGGAGUCCAAGUCCGGAGUUUGAAGACACUUGCCAAAGGAAAGAAGGUGGCAAGAAAUUGCCAGCUGAAGAGAUCAGAUCAGAGCCAUCAAUAAAACCAAGUCAUGGUACAGAAGAGCCUGAUGUUCCUGAGCUAGCUCUCCCACCGGCUAGUCUACAAUCAAGCCAGUUAGAAAAAUUCAAACAUCAGUUUACCUCCGAUGAGCCAUCAAAGGCAGCAACAGUCUCUUCUAGUUUGGCUGGUCCACCACAUCCAAAGAAAUCGAAAACUAUCCAAUCAUCCCCAAAGAAGCCCGAUGAUAUUCGGCCACUGAAGUUGGAGAGCUCUGAAACAUCCACAGCAAAAGAAUAUUUGAAGCCCGUUGACAGAGAGGCACUUAUUUUCCAUUUGGAUAACAAAAGCCAAGAGGCACCUGAUUUUGAAGAACUACCUGAUGAAUUCUUUCAAGUAACAGUCGAUGAUGUUAGAAAACGGUUUGCUCAACUAAAAAGUGAAAGGCAAUUUUAUGAAGAGGCUCCAUUAUUAACAAAAUCUUUGAGAGAAUCUCAAAUGAGGGAAAAGACAGAACGUUAUCCUAAGGUUGUAUUGAGAGUGCAGUUUCCUGACAGACACGUCUUGCAGGGUUUCUUCAGACCUCUCGAAACAGUCGGAGCACUGAUGGAAUUUGUGAAGAUGCAUCUGGAGGACCCAGACAUUUCAUUUUAUUUAUUUAAAACACCACCUAAAGAGCUUCUCAGUGAUCCAGCAGCCACAUUGUUUCAGGCAAACCUAUUUCCUGCAGCUCUUGUCCACUUUGGCUCUGAAGUUAGAAUGGAUUGCUACUUAUGUGAAGAGUUUGUGAAGAUACCCUCCUCUGUUUCCCAGGCAGACCUUGCUGUAACCAGCUGCAUUCCCAGGUGUUCGACCCCCUGUACUAGUUCACUGACUUCCGAAGCAGCGCUUCAGCCCCUUGCGAGGAGUGAGGAAGACAAGGAAAUGAGGAGAGCACCUACAACAAACGCAGCCGGUUCUAAGCCGGUUCCCACUGACCCGAAUAAAGUUCCCAAAUGGCUCAAGCUGCCAGGGAAACAUUAAGAAGAGGAGGCACUGAUAAACUUCGAAGAGUGCAAGUCAAAUAACACCGAUUGCUUCUCCAUGAAAACGCUUUUAUUUUGCUUGUUUUCUUUAGAAUUUAAAUGAUCUAAAUUUAUGAAUCGUGUAAAAGAUUUGUUCCUAGGUUAGCAGGGAGUUUUACAAUAAAGUUGAAAUUCACUGCAAGUGGG